Molecule: messenger RNA, 738 nt
Organism: Cyprinodon tularosa
Lineage: Eukaryota; Metazoa; Chordata; Actinopteri; Cyprinodontiformes; Cyprinodontidae
Product: cuticle collagen 1-like
Exons: 4
Coding region: 1-738 (245 amino acids)
Biological process (GO): negative regulation of apoptotic process; positive regulation of filopodium assembly
Source: RefSeq, a predicted model, not a curated record
AUGGGGAACGGAAUGGAGAGGGUACUUUAUGAUCAAUUGAGUUACCAAUACAGAGACAAGAGCAGAAAGGACCUUGCAUGGAAAAGGAUUAGCGAGGAAAUCGGACCCUCUGAAACAGCAACAACAGUGUCUCAGAACCAGCUUGGUGAGCUGUCUGCCUCUUCUUCUGGACCAUCUUCUGCUCCUGGACCAUCGUCUGCUCCUGGACCAUCCUCUGCUCCUGGACCAUCUUCUGCUCCUGGACCAUCGUCUGCUCCUGGACCAUCGUCUGCUCCUGGACCAUCGUCUGCUCCUGGACCAUUGUCUGCUCCUGGACCAUCCUCUGCUCCUGGACCAUCUUCUGCUCCUGGACCAUCCUCUGCUCCUGGACCAUCCUCUGCUCCUGGACCAUCUUCUGCUCCUGGACCAUCCUCUGCUCCUGGACCAUCUUCUGCUCCUGGACCAUCGUCUGCUCCUGGACCAUCGUCUGCUCCUGGACCAUCGUCUGCUCCUGGACCAUCCUCUGCUCCUGGACCAUCUUCUGCUCCUGGACCAUCCUCUGCUCCUGGACCAUCCUCUGCUCCUGGACCAUCUUCUGCUCCUGGACCAUCCUCUGCUCCUGGACCAUCUUCUGCUCCUGGACCAUCGUCUGCUCCUGGACCAUCGUCUGCUCCUGGACCAUCCUCUGCUCCUGCAUCAUCAGGUGUGUAUGGAAUCAGUGAAGUACUUUCUCCUCUUCUGUCUGUUGUUGUGCAGUGA